AUGGCGCCCCCGCCCCGGGGGCUGCCCCUGGAGGUGGCUGUCCUGCGUCCUGCGGGAGAGCUCUGCGGGGCGCACUGUUCCACUCGGACGCAAUCCGGCGUGUUGGCCGCCACCGCCAGCCGCAUCCCCGCGUGCUCUGAUCCGCUUCGUGCCGCCCUGUCCGCGCUGGCACUGGAUGCUGGGCCCGCCCGGGGUCCCUGGAUCACAGGACAAGCGCUCCAUGGCCUGGAGCCGCAGCCAGAACCUCUCGGCGCAGGCCCCUUCCUCCUGCUGGGCUUCCCGGGGCCGCGGGGCCUGAGCGUGGCGCUCUUCCUGCUCCUCCUGGCCGUGUAUGUGCUCACGGUGGCCGGGAACCUGGCCAUCAUCGCCCUGGUCGCGGCGCACCGGCGCCUGCAGAGGCCCAUGUACUUCUUCCUCUGCAACCUGUCCUUCCCGGAGAUCUGGUUCACCAAGGCCUGCAUGUACUUCGUCUUCGCGCUGGGCUGCACUGAGUCCUUCCUGCUGGCCGCGAUGGCCGACGACCGCUACCUGGCCGUGCGCCUGCCGCUGCGCUGUAGAAGCCUGGCUGGGGAGGAGUCCCUGAGUCUCCUGGGGGGUGGAAACCACUGCGAGGGCCUCCUGCAGGUGCAGCACCUGGGCCGGCAGGGCCCUGUGUGCGGGGACCGCUGGGGCAUGGGAGAGGCGUCCGUGACCUGCAGACAGCUGGACUGUGGCUCUGCACUAUCAACCUCCAAGUACGUUCUGAGGCCCCAUGAGAUGGGGCCGACCUGGCUGCGUGGAGCCCAGUGCCAGGGCGAGGAGGCUUCACUCUGGGAGUGCUCCCUGGGUGCCUGGGAGCCACUGAGCAGCUGUGAGUGCCACUGCGUGGUGGUGAUAACCUGCUCAGAUGGUACCUUUCAGCAAAUCAGGCUGGGCCAGGGUGGCAGCCCCUGUGCCGGGAUCCCCGAGGCGGUGAACCCGGCUGGCAAUGUCCUGAGGUGUGACUUGCAUAAGGAAGAGGCCAACGUCUUCUGCAGAGAGCUGGGGUGUGGCUCCGCUUUGCAGUGGUCUAGAGCCCACGGCAGAGGGGGCCCCGGGAACCAGGGGCAGAAGUUUGUGACCUGCGAGGGAACAGAGUUCAGCAUCUUCACCUGCAAGAUCGACCUAAACGUCCUAGAGCAGUGUGACCUCCCGACGUACACCCAGGUGGUGUGUUCAGAGUUCCGGCUGGUCAACGGCGGCAGCGGCUGUGAGGGCCGCGUGGAGCUCCAGGUGGAGGGGACCUGGGCGCCCGUCUGUGCCGCCCACUGGGACUUGGAAGAUGCCACCGUCCUCUGCCACCAGCUCAACUGUGGCAAUGCUAUGGCCACACCGCGAGGAGGCCAUUUUGGGGACGGGGAUACUCCCAUCUGGCCCGACGUGUUUCACUGUGUGGGGACAGAGCCGCAUUUGUUCAGCUGCCUGGCAAGCACCCUGGGGGCCCCGGCCUGUGUCCGAGGAAACUCGGCCUCCGCGGUGUGCUCAGGUCUCUCCCACGCCCUGAGGCUGAGGGACGGGCAGAGCCGCUGUGAUGGGCGCGUGGAAGUCUCCCUGGACGGCGCGUGGGGCCGCGUCCUGGACGAUGCCUGGGACCUGCGCGGCGCCGGCGUCGUGUGCCGGCAGCUCGGGUGCGGAGGGGCAGAGCGAGCCUACGAUGCGCCUGCCCCCGGCCGCGGGGCCGUCCCGGUGGGGCUGAGCCGCGCGCGCUGUCUGGGCAGCGAGACCCGCCUGAGCCAGUGCAACGUGUCCACGUCCCUGCGGGAGCCCGCGGGGAUGUCGCGGGACGCGGGUGUCGUGUGUUCCGGGAGCCUCCGGGUGCGCCUCGCCGCGGGGCCAGGCCGCUGUGCCGGGCGCGUGGAGGUGCUCCACGAGGGAGCGUGGGGCACCGUGUGUGACGACGCCUGGGACCUGCGGGACGCACACGUGGUCUGCAGGCAGCUGGGCUGCGGCCGCGCUCUCAGCGCCCCGGGGGCCGCUCACUUCGGGGCCGGCACGGGGCGCAUCUGGCUGGACCAGCUGGGCUGCGAGGGCCACGAGUCUGCGCUGUGGCAGUGCCCGUCGGGGGGCUGGGGCCAGCACGACUGCGGGCACAAGGAGGACGCUGGGGUCUUCUGCUCAGAGUUCACGGACCUGAGGCUGCAGAACUACAGCGGGCCAUGCGCAGGGCGCCUGGAAGUUUUCUACAACGGCACCUGGGGCGGGGUCUGCAAGACCCUGAAUGCAGCCUCCCUGGGGGUCCUUUGUGGGCAGCUGGGCUGUGGGACCCACGGCCAGCUGCUGGCUGGGCCAGGGAGCUGGCCUGCCCCUGACGCUCUCUGGGUGGCCUCCAUUGAGUGCAGGGACAGGAAUGACUGGUCCCUGUGGCAGUGCCCGUCAGCCCCCUGGGACCCUCAGUCCUGCUCCAGCGGGGAGGAAGCCUGGGUCCUGUGUGCAGAGCACGUAGGAGAAGUGCCCCAGGACCUUGGAGAGACCCUGAACUGCUCAUCCACCCUCAGCUGCCCAGAGGAGGGUGCGCUGCGCGUGCGCGGGGGCGCUGACGGCUGCUCCGGGCGCGUGGAGGUCUGGCACGCCGGCUCCUGGGGCACCGUGUGCGACGACUCCUGGGACCUGGCGGACGCGGAGGUCGUGUGCCGGCAGCUGGGCUGCGGUCGGGCCGUGGACGCCCCGGGGGGGGCCGCCUUUGGCCUCGGCUCGGGGCCCGUGUGGCUGGACGAGGUGGGGUGCCGGGGCAGCGAGGUGCACCUGCGGGACUGUCUGGCCCAGCGCUGGGGACGCGGAGACUGUGCGCACAAGGAGGACGCGGGCGUGCGCUGCUCGGUACCUGGCCCCAGCCUGCGUCUGGGGCAGUGCCACGUGGUGGCCCUGGCCAAAGCUGCAGCCGCCCCUUCCUUGGCCCCUGCACCUGCUCCCAAGGCCUGGGCCCUGUCUGAAACCACCUGCCUCAUCCUUGGUUCCCUCCUGGGCCUGGUGUCCCUGUUCCUGGGGGCUCAGUGGUGCCGCCGCAGAGCAGCCUGCCAGGGACACACGGAGGCCCGGCUGGUGGGCGGCGAGCACCCCUGCGCCCGGCGCCUGGAGGUGAGGCGGGGCCUGACCUGGGGCACCGUGGACCUCGCCACGGCCCACGUGGUGUGCUGGGAGCUGCGGUGCGGAAGGGCCGUGGACACCCUGUGGGGGGGCUGCCUUUGGCUGGAUGAGGUGGGGUGCCGGGGCAGCGAGGCGUUCCUGCAGGACUGCAGGGCCCAGCAGUGGAGACGCGGCCUGUGCUGCUCCGCAGAGCCGAGAACCCACAGACGCCUCCCGGGGCCGCGCAGCUCCGUCCCUGUGGAGCUCAGGUCUGGCGAGUCAGCAGGCGCGGGCUCCCUGCUGCCCCCGGCCAACGCCCCGGCCGCCCACCCCCUUCUCAGCAGCUGCCCUGCCCCGGGCCCUGUAAAUUCCCAAGGCCCCUGGCUGCAGCGUCAGAGCCCCCAGCUGCUCUGCACCACCAGGUGCCUGUCUGCCUCGGAGGAGCCGUGGGCUGGGGUGGCCGCUCACGGGGCCUUGCACCAGAUUCACAGGAAACCCUUCAGGCCUCUCCUACACCCCCCAUCUCCCUCGGAGGCCAAACCACAGGGCUCUGGUUUGUCACUGGUCUGA
Molecule: messenger RNA, 3651 nt
Organism: Propithecus coquereli (Coquerel's sifaka)
Lineage: Eukaryota; Metazoa; Chordata; Mammalia; Primates; Indriidae
Product: scavenger receptor cysteine-rich domain-containing protein SCART1-like
Exons: 16
Coding region: 1-3651 (1216 amino acids)
Cellular component (GO): membrane
Source: RefSeq, a predicted model, not a curated record